Ostrea edulis (European flat oyster) is the source of this 2732-nucleotide messenger RNA. RefSeq names its product forkhead box protein J1-B-like. NCBI's taxonomy places the organism in Eukaryota, Metazoa, Mollusca, Bivalvia, Ostreida, Ostreidae. The coding region runs from base 409 to 1695 and encodes 428 amino acids. Gene Ontology annotation, biological process: regulation of DNA-templated transcription. The transcript has 3 exons. The record is from RefSeq and is a predicted model, not a curated record. Gene Ontology annotation, molecular function: sequence-specific DNA binding; DNA-binding transcription factor activity.
AUACACAAUAACAUUCAGGCCAAUCGCUACAAGCCAAAAUAUUUAUGUCUGUGUAUGCUGUUGCCUAGCCGUUCAUCCAAGCUAAUAUAUUCAUCUGUCAAUGCACAUGUACAUUCUAUCAUUUCACUUGAAACUGUCAAACCUUUGAUUUCUCCGAAAUAUGCAUUAAUAUUCCAAAACAGAAGUUUAUUGCGUUCACUUUUAUUAAAAGUGUGCAUUGGACUUGACAAGCUUGGGCAUAUCACAACAGUGCCGGUUCGCGGGAAAACAGCUAAUUAUCCUGUUGGACGGUUAACAGUUAUUGGGAGAUCAAGGUCUGAUAUUUUUGUUGGUGAAACUUAAACCGCCAAAACGAAGUACCCACAGGUUUACGCGGUGAAUCGUCACCAGGGUCAGGGGGCCAAGAAGAUGCCAAUUCUCACACGCGAUCACCUUGCAGCCAGGUUCCGACAGAACUGGAUGAACAAGUACCCCCUGGAUACCUGCAGCAAUGGUGGUAUCAACCUGGAUGACAGUCUCACAAGUCUCAACUGGCUGCAAAACCUUAACAUCAUGAAGAUAACCUCCCCCACUCCUCCCCCCAGUCCAGGACCAUGCAACAAUUACUUCAGUAUGGAUAAUAACAACAAGAACAUGAAAGUCAACCCCAAUCAUGUUCUCAAUGUUUCAUGUGCUCCCCCUCAGUGUAAAAUUGAGCCAAAAUUUCAUCUUGGAGAUCCAGCCCCUCCCUCAAGUAUCGGUGGAGAUUCUAUUGAUUACAAGACAAAUCCAUAUGUGAAACCACCAUACAGUUAUGCUACCUUGAUCUGUAUGGCAAUGAAAGAAACUAAGAAAAGCAAAAUAACCUUGUCAGCAAUUUAUAACUGGAUUACCGACAACUUUAUGUACUACAGACUAGCUGACCCAAGCUGGCAGAACUCCAUUCGUCACAACUUGUCCCUGAACAAGUGCUUUCAGAAAGUUCCCCGUCGCAAGGAUGAACCUGGGAAAGGUGGAUUCUGGAGAAUCAACCCAGAGUAUAAUGACAUGAUUGAAAAUGGAAUCUUUAAAAAGAGGAGAAACAGUCGAGACACACCCUGUCUUCCUCCAACAAAAAAGAUCAAACGUGAGGAGGAGGAGGAAUUUUCUAGCUGUUCAAAAGUUAAGAGCAAAGAGGGACAUGUUCAUUUUGGAAAUCAUGAAGAUCAGGACCAUCUAAAAGGUGAUUUUAACUGGACAUCUAUUUUGAAUCAAGAUAUAGAGAUUGGAGGUGUGAGAGUGAAAACAGAAGAUCUGUUAGAUUCUAACGACAGUUGUGAUUCAGGUCCCAUGGUAGCCAUGAGUCCGCCAUCUUCCGAGUGCAAUUCAGACGAUUUCACAAUAGAGGAUCUGUUCUCUCAAACCGAACUCUCCAACGAUCAGACCCCUAUUGAUUAUGUUACAAAUGAUCCUUUAGAUUUAACCAUCAAUGGACAACAUAUAGAGGUCCCCCAAUGGUGGGACCAGAGUUUAAAUCUGUCAGGACAUUUCAAGACGGAACAAUUAGACAGUGACCACAGAAGUGGGCUUAAUACCCCCAUUGCCCCCUCCCCAGCACCAGAGGAUCACACCGAUGGUGAACACCCCUGGGCCAUGAAUGGUUUUGAAGACAUAGGGGAUGCUUUUGAUGUAGAUAACUUGUUUGACCUUGAAAAUAUUCCUAGUCCAAAAAUAUAAAACAACACAAUGUUCCACCUGACAUCUCUUACCCAGUGGCCUCACUGCUGUAAAGUAUUGUAAAUUACUGUUUUUGAAUUUCAAUCAGACUUGGGGGUACAUUGUCUGUAUAAUGGUCAGUGUAGAGAUUUGCCAUAUACCAUUUAUCAUCUAUUUAUUGAGAAAACUGUAUAAAGUCCAUAACUUCAUUGUAAAGUGAAUGGAGUUUAUUCAUUGGUUUCUCCAGUCAUUUUAUCAAUCAUGUUGAUGUAGGAAAGGCAAUUAUACUUAACUGUUUGAAGUGUGAGUGGCAAGUUGAUUUGUGAUGGAGAGAACAAUAUUUUUGCUAAUCAUUUUCCCCUAGAUGUGGUGUAUAUACACAUUGUUUUAAUUUCCCCUUCCAAUUUUUCUAACCGCUCUGAGAAUUACCAAGAGAGGAUUUUUUUUUUUAUAAGCCCAUUAAGCAAUUUUUUUCUUUCGCUUUCUUGUAAAAGGUUGUCUUGAGUGGUGUUUGUAUAGAAAUUAAAUUCUGGAAAAUUAAAGUCCAUCUUUUGAAGAGGGGAGUAGGGCUCAAACAAUCUAUCAAAACCAUCCAUUUUUAGCUGAAAUCACUCAUAGGUGCAUUUGUUAGAUUUCUUUGUUAAUCUUUCAUUGUAAAAAAAAUUUAUUUAUUGAUUGUUAAUGUACAUUUUAAGUCCACUUUUGAAAAGUGUGUAUUGUCUGUGAUAUUUUCUGUGUUGGAUAGUUGCAGCAUUUUUCCUCCCUAAAAAUGCUUGACCUCCUUUCAUAAAAUUUCAUCUAAAAUACUGUAAGCAAAAAAAAAGAAAGAAUAUUUUUCAAAUGUCACUCGGUUAACUAUUUCAUUAUUAGUAGUAGUAUUUUCUUUGAUUUUCUGUGAAAGCAGGUCAAGAAAGUUGGACCUUCCAACCACCUUCAGUAUUAUUACUGGCUCACGAUGUGACAAGAGUGUCAGAAUUUAGAUUCAUAUAUGUAUGUAUUUUUUGAAGAAAAAACUGAUAGAAACAGAAAAUAAAGAAAAAUAUUUACAAUGACAAAAA